AUGGCUACACUGGCAUUCAAGCUAUCCAGAAAAGCUUGCAUCUAUCAUUGUUGCACAUAUCAUAUUAUACGCUUGUUCGAAUUUCAUGGUUCUUUAUUUUUCGCUUUCUUUCUGCAGACCAUGUACUCAUGGAUAUCUUGGAUUAUCCCGGUUUUGUUUUUCUGGAAAAUUGUAAUUCCGUUUCUGCUAAUUGUUUUCCGAUACACCCUCGGACGUAAAUGGUAUUCCAAACGGAAUCACUUACGAAAAGCCGGUGAAUGGGCUAUCGUGACCGGUGCUACUGCUGGGAUCGGGAAAGCCUAUGCUGAGGAAUUGGCCUCGGACGGUUUGAAUGUUAUGAUUAUUAGUCGUUCCCAACAAAAAUUGGAUGAAUUUGCGAAGGAAUUGCAAGAGAAGUACAACGUGCAAGUCAAAACUGUCCAGGCGGACUUUACACAAGUGAGUGAAGUUGAUCAGCUCCCAUCAAUCGCUUGUUUGGUCAAUAAUGUGGGCAUGGUCAAUGUGAAUCCACUCAGUUUUCCUUUUGCUGAUGAAAUGUCUCUACGGGAUAUCGAACGCUUUGUGUCUUGUAAUUGUAUCUCGAUGGCCUCCAUGAUACAUAUAGUUUUGCCGAGAUUGGUGGAACAAAAUUCCGGCGCAGCGGUGAUCAAUUUGUCCUCAUUCAGUGGUUGCAACCCAUUGCCCUACCUGACCCUGUACAGUGGAACCAAAGCGUUCGAUCGGCAUUUGUCCAAUUCAUUGGCGGUCGAACUGAACGACCGAAAUGUGAUAGUACAGACUGUGUGCCCAAUGUACGUGGCCACUUCAAUGGUCGGACGUCGACGAGGAUUUUUUGUCCUCGAUCCGCGGGAGUAUGUACGCAGCGCCCUGAACCAAUUGGGAGUGGAAACCCUAACAUACGGACAUUGGAUUCAUGCGUUGCAAAUAUUCUAUUUCUCUUUUCUGCCACAGAGUCUUAUUAUACUCAGUAAUCUAUAUUUACAGAAUGUUUUUGUUUUGUAUGAGCAAACAAAUUGCCCAGUACUAUUGAUGUCUCUCCAGAAAGGCACAUUUAUAGAUGUUUUGUCCUGA
Molecule: messenger RNA, 1071 nt
Organism: Echinostoma caproni
Lineage: Eukaryota; Metazoa; Platyhelminthes; Trematoda; Plagiorchiida; Echinostomatidae
Source: the annotation of a GenBank genome assembly